AUGAGCCUCCUCAACCCGACGACCGCCUCGGCCGUCUUCCGCAUCACCGCCCGGCCCGCGGUGAUCCGCCAGACCCUAAGCCGCAACCUCCCGCUCUGCCAAUCCUCACCCAUCAGCACCUUCCGCCCCUUCGUCGCCGCCGUCCCCUCCAAGCCCGCCCUCGCUGCCGUCAAAUGCUCCUCCCCUGCCCUCCUCCUUCAACAGACCCGCCUCGCCUCCACGGCCGCCGCGUCGCAGGUGCCGACCCAACAGCUCGACUGGAACACCUUUUUCCAGCUGCGCAAGACGCGCCGUCGAAUUCAGGUGCUGUUCAGCAUUGCCGGGGCCGCGACGUGCGGUACGGCUGGGUCGUGGGUGCUUGCUGCGGGCCUCGCUGAGCCUUUGUUGGGCUUGAUUCCGCUGGAUCCAUUCAUUACGAUGGGGUUGAUGGCUUUUUCGUCGGCGACGCUGGGUUGGCUUUUGGGGCCGAGUUUGGGAUCGGGGGUGUUUAAUUUGUGGCAUAGGAGGAUUAAGCCUCAGAUGGCCUCGAAGGAGAAGGAGUUUUUUGCGCGAAUCAAGAAGCACCGAGUCGACCCCUCGACUUCUUCGGUUGGAAACCCAGUGCCCGACUUCUACGGUGAAAAGAUUUCAAGCGUCUCCGGAUACCGACAGUGGCUCAAGGACCAGAGGGCGUACAACAGGAAGCGAACCCGAUUCGUAUAA
Scedosporium apiospermum is the source of this 702-nucleotide messenger RNA. RefSeq lists its product as uncharacterized. Lineage: Eukaryota; Fungi; Ascomycota; Sordariomycetes; Microascales; Microascaceae. The transcript is spliced from 3 exons. Bases 1 to 702 code for a protein of 233 amino acids. Gene Ontology annotation, biological process: protein import into mitochondrial matrix. The record is from RefSeq and is a predicted model, not a curated record. Gene Ontology annotation, cellular component: PAM complex, Tim23 associated import motor.